AUGGCAGGGGCUACCGAAGCGUCGCUGCUGGAUUGCGAGAUGUCCAUCAAGACUGCGCGUCUUGAAAAGCAAUAUGAAAAGGCGAUUGCGGACUCGGCGCGUCUGCUGGAUACGGAGCGAGACCGUGUGAGGCGGAUGGAACAUCUGCUUCUCCAAUUCGAUCGCGACGCUUUGUGGUCACAGCUCGACCAGGCCAAUGAGCGAUUACUUGGGUUUACACGGGUCCAGUCCGAGGCACGUCUUCAAUUGGAUGAAGCCUUCCAGGAAAUUGAUCGCCUAGAUCAGUAUGUGCAGGCUUCGUCAAGCGAGAUCGAGAGGCUGAAGGAGGAGCUUGCAACACUCCAUAAUACGUCACGCGGCUACAGUACGCUUCUCACCGAGAAGCUUCAUCUCUCACGAGAGCUAUCAAAUCUCAAAUCCGAACUGGAGCGGCUGCAAACGCAGGAUUCCUCCCAACAGGCGAUGGUGGCUGAGAAACACGCGAUGGAGCGACAACUCAAUUCAUUAGAGCUUCAGCUCGAAAAUGAGAAGCAUUCUCACGAACGCACGCGUGCGAAGAGCUCCGCACAAGCGGCACAGAUCACCACUCUCACAUGCAAGAUCGAAGAGCUCCAAAGUGACGUCACAAGGGAACAACGAGCAAAGCAACAGCACGAACGAGAUGGCAAGCAACAGAAUGCGGGAUGGGAAAAAGAGCGAUCGGUACUUGAGGGGAAGCUCGAAACGCUGCGUGGGCAACUCCGGUCGACUAAGGACAAGCUCCAGGAAGCCCAGCACGAUUUGCAGCAACGACGCAGCAACAUCCGCGGUAGCGAAGGGGAUGGCGCUGAACCACGAUCGCGAAUGGUUCCCCUCCAACGUCCCGGCCCCAGCGCAGACCCCUAUGGCGGCGUGACCAUUGCUACCCCAGGAGCGGUGCGGGUGCAAGAGAAGCCAAAGAGGCAAUCCGCGCUGCCGGGCGACAAAUCCGCAUUUUCCAUCACCCCGUUCUUGAACCGCACUGGUGCCGCCCCUCGCGAUACCUCAAUGAGCUCUGAUGUGGACGAAGAGGAAAUUGAACAGGCAGUGAAGGAAAGCCAUACAUCAAUGCGAAAGCCCGGUGGCGCCGAUGACCCGAGUGACCCAGAACUAUCCCCGAGCGACUCAGCAGGCCCAACCCGCGCGCUCACCAAGGCGAAAGCUGGUAAGACGAAGCCACUCGCACGAGUGGGACCACCUGCAGCAUCGAAAGUAGCAAAGGAAUCGAAACAGCAUCUCAGUCACCCUGUCAGGAAUAUUCCUCUUGCGGAGCCCGAGGAUCAACUACAUGAUGGGCUGGCGGAACAAGGUCCGGCGAAAGCAAAGAGGCGGAAACUUGGGUCUCAGCGGGAGCGCAAUCUGUUCGAGGACGAAGACGAGAAUGAGGAUAUACCUGACCUCCGUAAACCGGGACGGAAGUUGACUCUCGGAGCCGGGCGCAGCUCGGUGCUCGCUGCACCAUUGUCUAGUGCUGCAUCGGGUGGGGAUCGAUUAGCUCGCGGUGGAGGGUUCGGCGCGGCCGUGGGAUUCUCGCCCUUGAAGCGAGACCGAAUGCGAUACGCGUUGGGAGCUCGCCAAGUGGAGAGAGUCUCCGCGUCGCGUGCCGGUCGUUUCUGCCGGCAGAACACCUUUCCUUCUUCCUCCGCGAAAGCUCGUCCUCCUCUCUCCAGCUACUACGUCAUGUUUACAUUCUCUUCGGCCCAGCCUCGAGCUGUCUGGGGCUUGGGGCUGUUUGGCCAGAUCCGUCAAGCAUCGUCGAAGCGCUGGCAGGCUCGGCAGCAUAAGGAUCAAUUCACGAGAGAGGCGACAGUGCAAGGCCUGAAAAGCCGAGCUGCGUUCAAGCUGUUGCAGAUCGAUGAAAAAUACCGGAUUUUCAGGAGUGGACAAACUGUUGUCGACUUGGGCUAUGCACCAGGGUCAUGGUCACAAGUAGCCGCGAGUCGGACUCAGCCCAACGGCCGGGUCCUUGGCGUGGAUAUCAUCCCGGCGCAACCACCCAAAGGAGUUUCCACCAUUCAGGGGAACUUCCUGGCGCCCCAAGUCCAAGCAUAUAUCCAAGAGUUCUUGCGCAACCCUAAUAGGGGUCGACCUCGGCAGGCCGGGGCCAUCGAUGACGCCAAUCCCAGUCUGCUCGAGCCAGCCAGCAAUGCCGACGCCGAUGCAGCACGAACUGCCGAUGAAAGACAGGAAAGGACGGUGGACGUGGUUCUCAGCGAUAUGUCUGCUCCCUGGCACCAGACGUCCGGUUUCUGGAAACGAAGUCUAAGUAAUCCCUAUAACAGGAUGAUGAACACCAGUGGAAAUAACUUCCGAGAUCAUGCGGGUAGUAUGGACCUCUGUCACUCUGCUUUACGCUUCAGUUCGGACGUCCUCAAGGCAGGUGGGCAUUUUGUCUGCAAAUUCUACCAAGGAGCAGAAGACAAGGAGUUGGAGAAACAGCUGAAAGACUUAUUUCAGAAGGUCCAUCGACUCAAGCCCGAGUCAUCCCGCAGCGUCCGCCUUGUCUUUUCCCAGGCACCACUGGCUAUUAGCUAA
Molecule: messenger RNA, 2553 nt
Organism: Penicillium canariense
Lineage: Eukaryota; Fungi; Ascomycota; Eurotiomycetes; Eurotiales; Aspergillaceae
Product: RlmE family RNA methyltransferase
Exons: 8
Coding region: 1-2553 (850 amino acids)
Biological process (GO): RNA methylation
Cellular component (GO): mitochondrion
Molecular function (GO): rRNA (uridine-2'-O-ribose)-methyltransferase activity
Source: RefSeq, a predicted model, not a curated record